Molecule: messenger RNA, 42899 nt
Organism: Xyrichtys novacula (pearly razorfish)
Lineage: Eukaryota; Metazoa; Chordata; Actinopteri; Labriformes; Labridae
Source: the annotation of a GenBank genome assembly
AUGGCUGAGGCGGCCGGCAAAAGCAGUAACAGUGGCGGUUUGGGCAGUGGUGGAGUGCGCGUCCCCCAAGAGCCCUCUCUCAAAACCGGUGUGGUGUUGUCAGAUGAGAGGGUGGACUUCCUUCGUGAGCAGGCCUUCUGUGUGCUGCGAGUGAAGACGGAUAAAUGGAAUCGCUUCAUUGGAGCAGAGGAGAACCAGAAGAUCAUACUGGACUUCUUGGAUCACAUCUGGACCAACAGGCUGUUGCUUUUCACUGGACCUGGAGGGACGCUGCAUGCAGGAGAUGCUCAGGUAAGUAAUAUAAACAGGUCACUAACAAAUAUACACAGGUUCAAGGGUCAAGUUUAUUUUGUAAAGGUAUUUAGUUUUAUUUUCAUGUAUCAUAUCAUAUAUCUCAGCUAUAAUUGACGUUGUUUGAAGUUAAAGCCCUCAGUAAAACAGUAUGGUAAAUACCUGUUUUCCUGCAUCCAUAAUUUGUUUAUUUAAAAGUUGUGAUAUCCUAAGGCUUCAACACUAACAUUUCAGGCAUGCAAGUCAUUUCUUGAGUUCUUAACAUUUUUAUCUACAAGCCCUCUAACAUGCACAAUCUUUGAAAUAAGUCAUUACUUAUUUCUAGUGCUUUCAAUGCUGUCGAAAGCAUUCCUACUGUUCUUGCUUCUGUGAAGGUAUCCCCACCAUGGAAGACCAAGCUUCUGUGUGUGCUAAAGAGAGGCGUGAAGAGAAUCGCACGUCAAGAUUUCAAACAUCAACUCCGGCUAGGAGAGGUGCCAGGGUAUCCUAUGGAGCACCUACCUAUUGUCAUCUCUGAGGUUAGCUAAUGUGUGUGUGUGUUAGUGUUCAAUAAAAUAAAGCGACUCUAAAGCAGGUGAUGUGUGUGAGAAGGCCAUGAUUAUUGGUGUUGUCAAACUUUAAACAUUAGUGGAGAGUGGGGUAAGAUGAGCCUGCUUCAUAUUUGGGUUCACUACAUCAAGGCAAUCAUAUUUUGGUCUCUAACUAGUGAAUCUGCAUAUAUUUCAAGAUGUUGUGCAUCCCUGCAAACCAACAGAAUGAGUGUAAACAUAACUGUCUUGAUAAUACAGCAUGCCCAUAAAAGUGGUCUCCUAUGGUCAACUUACCCUGUGUUUGGGGUAAGUUAACCUCAUGUUGUAGCUCAUAGAUACCACAAUUGAUGUAUAAAACACAUUUAAAAUGAUCUCUUUUGGUCUGACCACAAUUCUAAUAAAACUUAUGACAGAAUAAAUUCACUUUCAAGAGUGAAAAAUGUUUCUUGGAAAUAAAUGUCUAACCCCUUCACCCAUGUGCUUCUAACCUUCACAGACUCCAUGAAUUGAUGCCCAUCUCCUAAAUAUUUGGUCACAUGAUCAAUUUCUUUAACCAUUUCUAAGUAACAGGGGAUGGCUCAAGUUACCCCACUCUCUCCUACUCAUAGGACAUGCUCUAUCACGUAGUUGUCAUAGUGUAUGUGCCCAAUUAAAAAAUGUUACAGCAGAAAGCCAAAAGGAGAAUGUGACAGAGCGCCGAUCAGCGCGGUCAUUCCCCGACAGCCGCGGGUCUCUCUCUCGGAGCCUAAAAGUACUCAUGGAGCGCACACGUUCCCCGCGGAGCCAAGCUCCGUCAAAUUGUUUAACAGUUUCCCCGCACCUGUGUCCCGCAGUCCUGCACUCCAACCAACUAUUUCCCUUUUCAUCUGGACUCUUUUCUACCCGCUCUAGGCGUUUGAGGGUGCACAAUCGACCCCUAUACGCCACACACACAUGUACCCACUUACCUGCGGCCAUCAAGCAAAUCAAACCGGGGUACUUCCUGAUCCGUCAGUAAAUAGCGCAAGGUGGCGCCUUUUGGGGGGGCAUGUGACCGCUGGACCAUAUCAGUAUAGUUCAUUUAUGAUAUUUUGUCUGAUUUACUGUUUUCAAGGGGUAAGGUCAUGUCUGUAUGGAGGGUUAUUAGUGCCAUUUGUCUGUGGUGAAAUGUCUGAUUUAUUGAGGAGUUUGUAUUGUACUUUACAUGUGGUGUCUUAAACCCCUAUAAUUUGUGUAUGGAUGUGCCAGGGGAGGGGCUAGGGAGGUUUAAAGCAAGACUGCCUGGGCCUGGCUUGGAGUCUGGAUUUGGUGGCAAAGAAGGUAACUGCCGAGCUGAGUUUCUGUAUUGCUGCUGUGUUGCUGAAUUGCGAGUCAUUGAAGAACUCUUACUUUGUUGGCAUUUUUUUUUUCCUUGCACAUUGUUGUAAAUAGUACUUUGACCAUUUUUGCCUCUAUGGUAAAAUUUUUGCACUGCACCUUGGGAAGCCGGCUAUAAAUAAAUUUCACCAUCAUCGUACUUUUCGACUGCGCCUGUCUUUUCCACUGUUUUUGAUUGCUUGAGAGAGAACCCUGCGACAUUUGGUGUCAGAAGUGGGAUAAGUCAGUCGACAAAGGCACACCUAGUUCUCGAGAAGGCGUACAGGCCAGCGAUCAUAAAAGCAGGGAGCAGCUCAAGAUGAAGGUGUAGAUGAUGGGGCCUGGGCCACAGAGGACGAGGAAGAAGGGGGUGCUGCCGCUCCAGCCCUGCAGGCAGCCCCUGGAGCUCCAAGUGCAGGAGAGGAGCUGCUAAUGUUUAUGAGGAGCCUUCUGGUGGGACAGUAGAGGAGAGAGGAGCUCAGAGGACUACAGGCUUUGUUGCCAACUCCACAACUGGGUCAGUAGGUGGUUGAGUGGAGGCCUGCUGCACCUAGCCCAGCCCCAGCCAAAGCUGCAUCACCAUCUGAGGGGUUGAUGAUGACUCAGCAGCUCCACAGCAGCAUCGCAGUUCACCCUUGGAGGCACCAAGGGACAGUGUAAGCUGUGGAGCAGAACCCGCUAGGCUGGAGGGCAGACCCUACGACAACCCCAAGUUUCCUCAGUAUCUGGCUGAAGAGGACAUCAGAAAUUACCUCCUCUGCUUUGACCGAUUUAUCAGAAUGUUGUAUUGGCCAGAGCAGGAGUGGACAUGUCGCCAGACUUGAAGGCAGCUCCUGAUGAAGUUUGAUGGCUCACCAGAAACGUAUCGUCAUCAGUUCCAGUCCAUGACAGUUCAUCCUGGAGAGAAUCCAACAGAGACUUACUACCACUUAAAGGGACUCUACCAAUGAUGGACUAGACCAGAGCAGCAUACAUAGGAUCUGAUCGGUGAGCAGAUCAUUUUGGAGCAGCUUCUACAGGUCUUUCCUGCAGACAUCUGUAGGUGAAGGAGCAUAAGAGUAAGGGUGUUAAUGUUGGGGGGAGGCAGUAGCAUUUCAAAGAUGUCAUCAUUAACGGUGAACCUUGCGACUGCUCUGGUGGACUCUGGUAGCUUCCUGACGCUGGUCUGAAGAGAUUUAGUGCCAACGGGCAUGGUGGAUUUUGGCAGACAGGGGAAGACUUUGCGUGUGCAUGGUGACAGCCAUACCUAUCCUACAGCUGAUUUGACUGUGGUGGUGGAUGAGCAACCCUAUUUGCUGACAGUGGGGGUGGUGGAAAAGCUGCCUGUAGCUGAUAUCUUGGGAUGGGACUUACCAGUGCUCCUUGAUGUGCUGUUGGAAGAGAGGGGUGGUGAAAGUGACUGUGGGCAGGAUUUGCCAGGGCCGGUGAGCACCCGUGCCCAGGCCCAAGCGGGGGUGACAUCUAUCCCAAGGCAGGAAAACAGGGCCAGAGCCAGAACUCUUCUCAACCCUGGACACAAGUUAGUUUGAGGGGGGCACAAAGGGCCUGACAAAGUCUCACCGCCAGCGGCAUUUUGGAGGGCCUGAAAUCUUGGGGGCCAUACUGUAAGGAGGGGCUGACAAAGGACGUGUGGGAGGUGCCAGAGGACAUUGGGACCUUGCAAAAGACGGAUGGGACUUUGAAGCCACAGUUUACCAAAGUGGUUGGGGGGCUGGAUAUGGCAAAGGGGGACAAAGAAUGCUUUGCUAUGCACAGUGAUUGUCUUUAUGCAGUUGCUGAUGGGGUUUUUGUAACAAAGAAGUUUUUGUGUACUUUUUUGCAUAGGUACUUGUAUGUGUGCUGUCUAAUGGUCUUAAUCACGAGGACUGGCCACGGGUGGUGUCCGAUGAUAUCCACAGGCACCUGGAGACGCUGAGGAGUCGAGUGGUGACACUGAGGGGUCGCGCUGAGGGACGAACACUGCUUCCACUACCACUGACUGUGGAGACGGCACGACCACAAGACAUUGUGCUGAGGUCAGUGAGCAUCUGUGUAUAUAACAACUGGGCUAACUGGUUGUUUUCACUGAGUUUAUAGGUAUGUCGUUGUUUAACGAGGGCAGGCAAAAUAUUCAUGUAACUUUCUUUCUUCAAUGUUAGCAUCACACCGCCACUAAAAAGUUAACUUUUCUCAACAGGCACUUUUAAAAUUUUGUUAAACAUUUGCUCAAAGAGCUUGAAAAAAUUACCCACUGUGCAGCGUCUGACUUCUUGAACCCACUCUCAUUUACCUAUGGCUGUAAGUGACGCAUUGUGUUCAUGUCUUGUGUGGUUCAUGUGAAAAGGAAAUAUAUAAUAAAACAUUUUUAAAAGAAAUGAUAUUGUAACUAUCAGGAACAUGUAGGAAUCCACAUUAAUCAUACUGUAUAUUUCCUGAUUUAAGAAUCUGUAAAAAGAGCAAAGAUUUAGAAAGCUGAAUGGAAAUACAGUCAGGGGAUCUGAGUGACCAUGACAUCAAACUAGUGCAAGUGGGCAGCAGACCAAAUUGUGUAUUAAAAUACAAACCCUUAGAGAACAGAGAUAGUUUCACAAUAGCACUGAGUCCUGAUAAAUUCAGUUUUGACAGAAUUUGGCUUGACAAUUAUAUUGGUCUUGGCUUCAUGAGUGUUAUCAAUGCAUGAGUCACAAAGGCGAGUCUCACUUUGAUUUACUAAGACAACAUGCUCCCUGUGGUAAUCCAUGGGUCAGCCAAAAGUCAUUGUCUGUUGCAUGACAGAAUUUUUUAAUACAAUACAUGAAAAUGUCUCCAAAUGCUGCAAGAAUUUUGUGUUCAGUUUCUUGAAACAAGAUGUAAUACUCACUCCAAUGACCUUGUCAAGAACAUUUUGGCUCAUAAUAUAUUAAGAUAAGUUUAAUUUUUGGACCUGAUGGGUAAAUGAGGUUUAAAACAAGUAUAAUGAGAUAUCAUCAGUACAAAGGAGAAACAUUCCCAAAGUGAGAUUUUAGUUUAUUUGUAGUGUAGACAUGCCAUCAGCUAUCUAUCACACAGAAGAUGAAAAGCUGUUUUUUAGCAGUUAGUUUUGCUCAGUAAAUGAAAGGAUGUACAGCACUUUCCACAGAAAUUGCUUGAAAAGAAAAAGAAAUACUGAUCGUAAAGUGAAUUGUAAAAUAAGCACUAAAACUAUGGAUUUACAGUGAUAGGUAUGUGAAAUAGGAUCUGACUGUGAUGGGAUUUCAAUGUAGAGCAAUACUACAGCCUGAGAUAUAGUUUGUGAAGUUUCCAGUCUGAUAAGGCGUAUAUUGCCAUGUUCUCUCCAUGCUGAUUGUCUUGUUCUCUGUCUCCUUCAGCCCCGCUGGUUGGCCACUAGACCGUGGCUUGUUAUACUCUAUAGAAACUCUUAUAGUUCAGUGGUCUGGACAGAUUUGGGAUGUCCUGAAAAAAGACUCUGGUGUGCUGCUGCUCCAGGGAGAUCACCCAGGCCCCAAUGUGGAGCUCCAGUUUUGGACCACUCAGAGAGAAAACCUGCUGGGCAUUCAGUCUCAAGUAUGACAGUGGUCUUAUGGUUUUAUGGAAGUUUGUCAGGGGUAAAGUUUUCCAACAGUAAGACUUUAAAGUUGCAGUCAAACAAUGAAGGAACUUUAGUUUCUUAGACUUCUUGAAAGAUAUAAAAAAAACUAAUCUUUGCACAUAGCUUCAAAUUGCUAAUUUUUUGAAAAGUUGAUAUUAUCUUUUAUUGCUCAGGUUUUUGAUGCUAUUAUUGUCAGUGCUCUUGUGCUCAGUGUUUUUUUGUUGUUUUUUUUUAACUAUGAGGUCUUUUAGUACUCUGUUUCUCCCCCUUUUGCAGUUGUGUGAUAUUUGACACACUCUAAUAAAGUCAACAAAUUAAACAGGUGUACCUAAGAAUUUUGUCACUGAAUGUACUUCAUACUAUGUGUGUUUUUGUUAUCAGAUCCAGAGCCCUAAAAUAAGGCACGUCAUGGAGAUCCUGAGAAGGGUCAAGAGCAGUUACUACUCCUCUUUUAAGGAUGUCUGCCGCCAAGUAGAUGAGGGUAGGUCUUCAAUGCUCACCAUUUAUCAGUGCCAAUAAACUCAUUUACUCAUUCUGUCAUGUACUCUCUCAAAGCACAGCUUCUUAAUUAGUUUUACUCCCAAAUAAAUUAGGCAGUCCUUGCCUUGAUUUAUUUUGUUCCUACAGCACAUCCAGAUUUCACAGCUGUGUGUGUGUAGUUUUUUCCUUUUUUCUCUGACUCAGGAAAAUAACAUAAUUUGAAUUUAGCCUGAUGUUUUUCCCAAAUAUCAGACACACGCUCUUUUUGUAUCACCAGGCUUAACUCUUUUCUUGCUAGGCAAUGCAGUUGUUACAUUAUUCAGCCAGUGAAUUCUGCUAAAUAAGCUCCCAUCAGGAACAUUUCUGUUUGUGAUUAUUAUAGCUGUGCUGGAGGCUUCGGACAUAGAUCUGUAUCUGCGGCCUUUGAGGAGACUCAUCAGUAGCUUGGAAGAGAAAAGUUUCCCACAGGUAGACACAGUACUGCCGCCUCUUUUCCACACACUCUGUCUCAUCUGGAGCCAUUCCCAAUACUACUGCACUCCAAAACGCAUGGUAGUCCUCCUGCAGGAGUUCUGCAAUCUAAUCAUUGAAAAGGUAGAAUGAUGCUUCUCUUUGUCAAAUAAAAGUAGAUGUUUUGAGGAGAUAAAGUAACUAAAAGAACUGAUCUCUGUAAUGAUUGUGUCUCUCUAUCCAGGCUAUUGCAUAUCUCAUCCCAGAGGAACUGUUUAAGAUGGAGCUUGAGGAAGGAGUGGAGAGAGUUCAGAUAACAAUCUCAGUGCUGCGCACCUUCAAGCAGUUGUUUCACAACCACCGCCAACGGAUCCCCAAAUACUACAAACACACCCAGACUAUCAAGCCAUGGGAUUUUCCUGCUACACUUGUGUUCCAACGCUCAGACUGUAUAAUGGAAAGACUGCUCAUGAUUGAGGUGCAUGAGUUGAUGUGAAAAGUUGUUGUGUAUUCAGCUAAAAGGUUUAUUUGAAAUGUAUUUAAUGUACUGUAUGUGUGUAAUGCAUACUGUGCUCACAAAGAUCAGGGAAUCAUUUUAGCGAUUUCCUCUCAUCCACAGGACAUUUUUGCAACAGCGCUAGACUUUCUAAAGCUGGAGAAGGUUGAACUGGGUGGAUCUAGAGGAAAAGUGCUUAGUGAUAUGGUCUUCGGGAUGAGCGAAGAGUUCCAAGAUCGCUGGCGGGCCCUCAGAGAGAGCAAAUAUGACCCCCUGGACUAUACUGACAAUGUGGGGCUGAGUGAGAUUGCUGAAAUUAUCACACUUCUGUAUAUUAUUUGUAGUUAUAUCAGGCCAAACAGGCUGAAAUUCUCGUCUUGUUUGCAGGAUUUUGUUCAUUAUUACUGGCGUUUUAUGGAUCAGAACAGAGAUUUUGACCAGAGACUGGGGACUGUUCUCAACCUGGCCUUCCAGCACUCGAAAAACCUGAAGUCAUCAUUUAAGGUUAGCCCAUUACACUCUUAUCUGUUUAGGAGUCAAAGUGUUUUGUUUUUUUGUUGUUGUUGUUGGUUUUUCUUACUUUUACUGUACAAUUUUAAGUUGUUACAGUUUGGGUAUGAACAUGGUAUCAGUCUGUUGAUCAUAUUGAUGUGGCAUCUCGUCUGGAAGUGGAAUUUCAGCUUUUGUGUUUGGUCCUAUUUUUGUUUCUUGAAAAGCCAACAGAACCAAAUAACUGAUCGGUGGAAAAACACGUGCAAUGUCACAGAAUAAUGAAACAAGAAUAGGCUUUCUGAUGGCAAAGUGAAGCUCUGAACCUAUUCCAAAUAAAGUGUUGACUUACUCUAAGAGCAGGGCUUCAUUGGGAGUUUGUAGAAAUUAGCUGAACUACUUGGAGGACCUACCCUUUUCUGUAGUGGUCUAAAGCCUGGUUUCUGUCUCAGUUCUCUGGGUACUCACUCAACAAAUGGGCCAAGCUGACCAUAGUCUCCUGCUACUUGAUAAAACCCCACUUGAAAAAAUAAAGAAAAAUAUCUUUCUAUUAUCUGAAAUUGUUUUCUUUUUGUUAUGUCCCAUCUAGUUACUGAAGAUUUUCAGCACCCUCCUUGAGAGACCCAGAAUAAACCAGCUCUUUUCUCCAAACUACAGCGUGUUGUUGGGCAUGUUUAGCCAGGAAGUAGAUCACUGUCAACUUUUGCUUGAUCAACACAGAGAUGGGGUAAGAAAAGCCCAACUACCAUGUGACUAAAAUCUUUGGUAUUGAUACCAGUGACACAUAUAGUGAAAAUAAAAUAGAAAGCCAAAUGUGCUGGAAAAUUCUGUUAAGCUGUUAAAAAUGUUAAAUUAUCAUUAUUACUUAUUUAUCAGUAGAAAAUAAUUUAGCAUUUGCUUUCCAGCUGCAGUCAGGAUGUGUUAUACUUGGGAAAAAUAUGCCCCCAGUGGCCGGCAAUCUCAAAUGGUCCCAGGAGCUUCGGAAUCGCAUCCUCAUCAACAGGAGCAACCUCUGCCAGCUGGUCCAUAUGUAUGUACAUAUUACAGUACACCAUCAUGUAACAGAAAGAAAUCUUAUGUAGGGGCACCGCGACCAAGCAGUCCAAGCACACAUCACAUAUUCAGAGGUUAUGCCUCAAGUGAGCCGCCCUGCUUCAAUUACAGCCUCUGGCUCCUCUCCUGCUUGUCACACCACGCUCCAUUGCCCGGUUUCCUUCUCUAUCUUCUACUGUCUUAUUCUGCUAAAGAAAUGCUCAAAAGACGUCAAAGUCAAAUUAUAUAAAACUGGUGUGUGCAGAGAAAGUGUGAAACUUUCUUCGUAGAUCACUCUCCUAGCAGACUGCAGCUUCAACUUCUCCUCACUCAGAUAGUCUAUUUGUGUUCUUCGUUAUGUUGGAGCAGUCGACCAGUGUAUUUUGAGUUCUGCAGGUCUGAAUAUUUAGUUUGUUAAUAGAGUUUGAAAAUGGUUGUUACUGGAGUUAAUGAAGCCUUUCACCCUUAAAAAAAGCUGCCAUAUGUGUGUCGUGGUACUUAGCUUAAUGUUGUCAGACAAUGAAUAACAUCCAAGUCUGUCAAGGGUAUGCACUUAAGUCGACAUUUUCUAAAGGAUGCAGUUUCUCUUUGAGAUUUUAUUGCAACGCAGCUGUUGACUUAAGUGUCAAAUGGAGCAAUCAGAGGCUUUUAAUAUGGUUGGCUGUUAGGAUAGGAUAUCCAAGCGUGGGGCCAAAUUUUCAAAAUGCCCGAUUUUUCCUCAAGACUAAUUUGAUUUUGAAGAGGAUCAUGGUAAAAUAACAGCUGUCAUUUGAGGGUGCCAUGUAAUACCGUUUUGAUGUGAGUAUCGUUGAAUUUAUCCACUCAUUGACAUUGAAUCCCCAAAACAAGGUCAGGCUAGAGAUUUGUGAAAACUGCCUUAAAUUAUGUAAAUAAAGUUAGAAACUUUGUAGUGUUUUUCAGAUAUUCUUAGGUAUGGGAUAGGUUCUCCGUUUUAAAAAGGCUUGGACUUUAAGUUUUAGUGUACACAUUAAAAGAAUACAGUGUCCUGUCAUAUGUAUGUGAUACAGAUCACUUUUAACACUCUCCAACUUUAAAAUGUAUCCCCCCUCUCUUACCCUCAGGCCUCUGGGUUGUGCUGAAGCAGAUGAUGUCCUCCUAAGGUGUGAGCGUCUUCUAGAGACUCUGCACCGACAUGAUGAGGAGAUGUUCUCAGAGUGGACUGAAGGUCUGGUUGAGAUCUGUCAGACUCACCUGAAACAACCACUACUCACACUGGAAACUGACACAGGCCUGUUUCAGGUCAACUUCAGUCCUGCAGUAAGCACUAAGAAGAUUCAAUCACCAAGACAGGCAAUGAACAGAUCAACAAAGUUAAAAUCCCUAAUCCCUCUGGAUUCAUCCCAAUUGCUCCACAUGCUUUCCCUCCUUUCACACUCUCUCUAGUUGACAUCGGUGCUCAGAGAGGUGAAGUAUCUUGGCAUGCUGAGGAUCCAGAACAUUCCUGAGGCAGCUCUUCAUCUCUACUCCAAACGAGACCGACUAUACACGGUGGGUAACAGAGUUUCUUUUGCUGCAUUGUAAAGAUAGUCUGACAUUAGCUCACAACGUGUCUCCAACCAUGAUAAAAAAAUCAGAGCUGAAGAGUUUCUUUUGGUCCUGUAGCACACCCAGACACUGACUCUGGUGACCCAGUGGUACAACAAGCUGCACGGCACCAUCCUCGCAGUGGAGCUGGGAUUGGUGAAAGAUGAGAUGAGUAGCACCAGAAAACAGCUGGAUCCAGCUCUGCAGGAGCUAACCUGGGCUCAGGAUGACUUAUGGGACUACAUUAAAACCACAAGAGACCUGGUGAAGGUAAUGAGCACUUCUUGUGUAUUUAAAAAUAAGGUGUUGAACAUGUUAAAGACCCACUCCAAUCAAAAUCAUGUUUUUCUUGUUUUUUUUUUUUGUUUUUUUUUAUAUGUUUAUAUAGCAUUUUUCUGAUGCUAUAGGACAUAUCAUGAGAAAAAUAAGUGCAAAAUUGCAUUUCUGGGUGUUUCUGCAUUCAAAUCACUGUGAAUCUCUGGCAGACCCAAACAGCAUGUUUAGAAACAGUGAGAUUUCUUACAUCACAAAUCCAAGCUCCGCCCCCGGAGCCAUGCUAUGCAGGCCAGACUUGGAAAAGCAGAGAAGACAAUCGUGGAACAAGCGUGUGCGUUAGUGGAUUGCAAUUGUUGUAAGAGAGCUAAUUAUAAUAUUAGCUUUUAGUCAUGACAAAGACAUUAGUGUGUGAGAGCUGAAUAGCUCCUGUGUUACCUGCCACUUCUACUUCACUGGCAAUGUUAGCUAGUGUGAACAGGAGUGUGCAGAGCAGUAUUGUCUCCACCCACGACUCAGAGGCAAAUUGCUAAUGAGCUACUAGGGCUCUGCAGAAGAAAAGCGCUUGAAAAUGACGCAGGUAAUGCGAUUUUGGCUAAAAACUUCAUAAUCACAACCUAAAGACAACUGAUAACACUUUGAGUAGUUAAAGAAAAAUCGAUCAGCAAGAGACUUUAAUGACAAAAAAGUACCAGAUAAUGGAAGUACUUUUUUUGUUUGUUUUUUUUUUUCUGAUCUUAGGCUGGCGGUAUUUUUCAGCAUAGCAUGGCCAGAGAAGUCCAAACUCAGCACUAAACUCUUCAGAGAGCAACGCAGUAACUUCAUGUAUAUUCAUAACAUUUGUCACCAGAGCAUUUCUAGUCGCGUCCAGAAGAGUAAAGCAAACGUGGAGGCCAUCCAGGAUCUCAUGGGGAAAUUCAGCCACCGUGCCUUCAUCACCAGGAAGAGCCGAGGAUCACCUCUCCUCAACUUCUCGGACAUUGAAGAGAGCGUUUCUAAGCAGCAUUCUCUCAUCUCAAACACAGGGGAGCAAAUACACAAACUGCUGCAGGUAUAUUUGACUCUUAGUGUUGCUGUUGAUGAAUAAUACAUGCAGAGGUCACUGCUAUCAAUGCUCAUGAUUACUAUGUUUGUCUUCUCUCUGAACGCCCUCUAACACAUCACUUUCCAUCUGUGCGUCAGGAGAACCAGUCCCUGCUGGGUGAUAAAGACUUGCUCAGCACUGAGUGGCAGGCAUACACAGACUAUGUGGACCGCAUAAUACUAACAGGCUUUUCCAGUGCGGUACGCUGCUCUCUGCAGUACUUCAUGGACAAUACAGAUGCGUCCCAGCGCAUCACACCACUGUUUGAGGUCCAGCUUGUGCUCAACAGCAAUGAGAUGACCUUUGAACCCCCGUUAGACUUCACCCACAGUGGUAACUUCUACAAUAUUGUGGAUAAGAUGGUGGCCAACAUCACCAAAUUGGCAUCCUUUAUUCCCAGAGUGGCAAAGCAUAAACAGCUGGACAACUACCAGGUGCUGUACUGGCUAGAUCUGUUCAAUCCCAGCAUGCUUACACACAGCUGUUUGGACAUUUAUUUCAGCUAUACACUGCAAGGUCGUAUGAUUUCCAUUUGUCCUGUCUCAUAGGCUGACAUCAAUGAAUUUGAGGAUUUGUCAGAGAUGUGCCACAUAAUCCGCUCACGAACUCGAGCAGCUAUUUCCAAAGUAAGUGUGUCUGCUAAUCAAACAUAAAAGAUCAUAAUUUAAAGACCACAGUUGUAAAGUUGUGUUGAUCUUCAGGUCAGAGAAUAUCAGGGAUCGUUUGCAAGCUACCGCUACCUGUGGACCGAUGACAGGUCAGGAGAUCCUUUUUUUUCUUGAUGUUAAAAAAUACCAUCACAAUAGCUUGAUCAUAGGUCGUGUUCACACCAGCCUUGUUUAGCCCAGUUGAACUGAACCCUGGAGCUUUUACCUCCUUGGCACGGUUCGUUUUGGUUGGUGUGAACACUGGCCUUGAACUCUGGUGCAGACCAGUCAACUGCUAUCUGGUCCGCCUGGUAGGAGUGGUCUCGGACCACUAUCAAGUGAACUCUAGAGCGGUUUACUUUUAGUGAGAACCCCAUUCGCACCAAUCACAGGAAGUGUACCUCGAAGAAACAUCGAGGUAGGCUUUCAUAAUUGCCUGUCAUCUUCUGUGAUAUGACCGUCUGAUUGCAGAGCGUCUCCUGUGACAUGCGUGUAGUAAUACAUUAUUUAAUUGCCGCAGUCUCCCCAGCCGUUCAUAUGCAUGGUCCGUUAAAGUCUGCUGAUAUGCAGUCCAGAUCAACACCAACAUAAAAAUGAGCAGACGAUCCUUCAUGAUGUACAGUAAAAAUUGUGAGGGAUUUGUCGUCUACCCGCCUAAACUGUAUAAACAAUCACUGAACGGCUUUUGCCGCCAUGUGACAGUUUUUGGACUGUUUGAGUUUGGCCUUGUGAAUGCGAACCGGACCAGUUGAGAAAUUGCAACGAUGUAUCAUCGAUGUAUCAUCUUUGCUUUGGUUCGUAUCAGAAAAAGGACCUUUUGGUGUGAACACGACCACAGUUUCAUUUUUGUAUGCAAAUAACUGCUUGACUGUAAUUAACAAGGAGACAGAAUCAGUAAAAUGCUCAUCUCUUUUCCUCAAUAUUCACAGAUCUGAAUUUAUGAGGCAGUUCCUGCUGUAUGGCCAUGUGUUGAGUACAGAGGAAGCUGAGCUGUAUGCUGACUAUGAGCUGAAGAAGAACCCACCCACACUGGACAACUUUAAAGAACAGGUGUGCUUCACUUUUCUUUGUUUUUGACCUUGAAUCUUACAAAUGGAGCUAGUUAGUCUGGUUAGUCUUCAGGUCAACAUCUGUGCUUCCUAAUUUCAGAUCAACCUGUUUGAGUCUCUGUAUGUUCGAGUUAGCAAGAUGGAGGACAAGAGGGUGUUUUGCGGCUGGCUUCAGCUCGAUAUCAGACCCUUUAAGCACACACUCAUGAACGUCAUCAAGAGGUGGAGCUGGAUGUUCAAGGAGCACCUGCUAAACCAUGUGAACAUGAGGUUGGUCACACACACACAAACACACAAACACACACACACACACACACACACACACACACACACACACACACACACACACACACACACACCAGGGCAGACCAGCAUGACAAAAGUAUUAUUAAAAAGCAAGUGUAAUUUUUUAGGUAGUAGAUGUGUGAAUGAGCUUAAAAGAAGCUCAAAAAGAGUACUAAGAGGCACUAUGCAGUCUAAUGUCCAGCUCAGGGGUUUUAUGGGUACCACAAAACUUAUUCGUGUACCUCCCUUCUGCACCCUGAAACCUCUUAACCAUGUCUUUUGUCUCUUUCCCACAGUGUGACAGAGUUGUCCUCCUUUCUCCAGGACACAGCUUCCGGUCUGUCUAAAAAAGUGUCUAAUGGGGACUACGCAGGCCUUGUGGACAUCAUGGGACACCUAAUGGCCAUAAGAGACAGACAAAUCAGCAAUGAGCAGCAUUUCAAACCUCUCAAGUCUACUGCUGAACUCUUGAAGACCUAUGGCCAGCAGCUGCCUGAGACUGUCUACGACCAGCUAGAAGUGUGUACCAACGCACAGUUUCUAAUAACGCUGGUUGAUAUGUACGUUUAUGGUUAUAUUUCUACUCUCUACUCUGUGACUACGACCAACAGGAGCUGCCAGAGAAGUGGAAGAGUGUGAAGAAAAUUGCUUUCACAGUCAAGCAUGAAGUGGCUCCACUGCAAUCGAAUGAAGUUUCAGUUAUACGCAGAAAGUGUGUCCGUUUUGAGGUGAGGGUGUGUGAGCAGGGUUGGAUAUCAUCGAGGAGACCCCAUACAAAGAGCUCAAUAUGUGACAUAUAAACCCUCUUUGUUUCAAUCCUGCAUUAUAUAUAACUGCCACCGUCCACCACUCCCCCCUGGUGUGACAGGUUUUAGAGCUGCUGCUGCUUCAUGCUCAACAGGUUUUUUUUUCUUCUGUUUUUGUUUAUUUUUUUAUUUCUUUCCUGUUUUAGGUGAAGCAGCACGAGUUCAGAGAACGGUUUCGCACUGAAACAAUUUUUAAGAUCGAUGUGGAGGAGCCGUAUAAACUAGCGGAUAAGGUGAGCUGUGGGAAACAGAGUACCUUUACAAAAAAGAAAGACUCAUUCUUUGUUGAGUAUAAAAAGAUGUCGUAUAAAAAGAAUCUAAGAAACAAUUUCAAGUACCAGGACUUCAAUCUGUCUCUGUCUUCAGUGCAAUCGAGUCGUAGCAGUGAUGGAGGCAGAGAUGAAAAAACUGCAAGACACAGCUGAUCUGUUUGAAGUCAGCUUCCCUGACUACAAGCAACUCCGCCAGUGUCGCUCUGACAUUAUUCUGGUCAAAGCUGUCUGGGACAUGGUCAUCUUUGUGAAGGUAUAUCUCUCCAGUUAAAUAAUAAUAACUAUAAUGCAUCGGAUUUUAUAGUGCUUUAUCAGAGACCCUCAAAGCGCUUUACAUUGGAUAAAUCAUUAUUUCGCUCACAUAGUUACAGUCACAGUCACAGCUCUCCUCUCCCACCACCACCACAUAACACUCACAUUCAUACACUAGUGGAGGACACACACUGGGAGCAAGGUGGGUUAUGUGUCUUACCCAACGGACAGACAAGAUAGGGGGGUAAUUAAACUGCCAACCUUCCAGUUAUUGAACGGUUGCUCUACCUCCUGAGCUACUGCCACCCAGUUAACAAAGAGCGACAUUCGCUCAGGCAGAAGUCCUUUUGAAUACCUUUUGAAUUUCCACUUUUAAAGUAUGUAACAGAACCACAAAUAAAAAAACGUUUCUGUGUUCCUUUGUGCAACAGACCAGUAUAGAGGAUUGGACAAAAACUCCUUGGAAAGAGAUAAACGUCGAGCAGAUGGACAUGGAACUCAGGAGAUUUGCUAAAGUAUGACAAGCAUCCAUUGUCAAAUAUUAAACUCGAUUUUAACAGGAGAGAAUUUACUGAAUUGUUCUAAUAAUUCAUGUCAAUUUGUCGUUCGUUAAAGGAGAUGAAGAUGCUGGAUAAGGAAGUGAGGGCGUGGGAUGUCUAUUUGGGUUUGGAGUCGACUGUGAAGAACCUGUUGACCUCUCUGAGAGCCGUCAACGAGCUGCAAAACUCCGCUGUCAGAGAGAGACACUGGCAACAGCUCAUGAACACCACCGGAGUAUGAGACUGUCUCAUCCUGCUGCUUCACACUCUCUCAUUCUGUCUGAUUCAAUAAUGUUUCAUCAGUCAUCAUGUUCUGCUCUGUAUUUGAUUUGAGCCAAUACACCGAGCAAAGUCCUCCUUCAAUCCUGUCUUUAUGUUCUCUGCCUUCAUUCAACAAUCCUCUCAGCUCAUGUCCAAGCCUGCUAUGUCCAGCACAGUUCACUGAACCCAAUCAUUCGGAUCUGAAACCUGAAGCCAUUCAUGGCUCACAUGUUUUCCUCUUGGUCCCUAGGUCAGGUUUGUGAUGGGAGAAGGCACCACCCUGGGGGAUCUUCUGGAAUUACAGCUUCACCGUGUUGAAGAUGAGGUCAAAAACAUUGUUGACAAGGCUGUGAAAGAAAUGGCCAUCGAGAAAGUAAGACUCCAGAAAUAAUGUACUCCUCUGUGUACAACAGUGCAGUAGUCUUAGGAAUGUGAAAGAUUUAAAUUUUGAAUUGAUAAAUCAAAAACAAACAACCUACCAAUUAACAUUUCAACAAAAGAAAAUAAUUCUAAUCUUUUUAAGUAAUAUUUUUUUCUCGAAAAUUCUGAUAUCAAAAUCAAAACACAUCAUAUUCUUGGUUUAAACCUUUUCAGAUGCAAUUUUAUCCUGCUACACUUUUUGAUGUUUUUCUUCAUCUUCCAAUAACAGAUGUAAAUAUCUCAUCUGUUUACUCGUGUAGGUUCUGGCAGAAAUAACACAAACAUGGAGUGUAAUGUCGCUGUCAUAUGAGACUCACACCAGCACAGGAAUCCCGCUGCUCAAAGCAGACGAGAAUUUGAUAGAAACACUUGAGGACAACCAGGUAAAGUUACAAUUACUGAUCAUGGAUCAAAGGAUGUAAUAUUUCUUCUAUUAUCUGUUGUCAAAAACAGGGUUUUGCUGAACCUUUUCUGAUAUAAAUAUGAGACUCAUGGUUAGAUUUAAUAUUUUAGGGUUUUCAGUUUGUUGCAUAAAUUAAAGAGUUCAUAUAGGUCAUGUUCUUCUCUUUUUUUAUCUUUAGGUUCAGCUCCAGAACAUCCUCAUGAGUAAGUACGUUGAGUAUUUCCAGGCUGAGGUGAGCGGAUGGCAGAGGAAACUGAUGGUGGCAGAUUUGGUCAUCUCCUCCUGGAUGUCUGUGCAAAGGACCUGGGCUCACCUCAACAGCAUCUUCACCAACAGCCAGGACAUCCGCUGCCAGCUAGCCAAUGAUGCUGAACGCUUUCAGGGAAUUCACUCUGACUUCAAGGUAAUAUACUCCACCGAAGACAACAAGCCUCCAUGCAUCCAUCCAUCACCCGUUGUUUCUAUGUUGUGUGUACUUUUUUGUCUGUUUAUUUUUCUUCUUCUUGUCUUAUCCAGAGUUUGAUGACUGAGGUGGUGCAAAACAGUAAUGUGGUGGAGGUGACUAACCAGUCUGGCUUCCUGGAGAACCUGGAGACUCUGCAGCAGAGGCUUUCUGUAUGUGAGAAGGCCCUGGCAGAGUAUCUGGAGACAAAGAGACUCACAUUCCCCAGGUUCUACUUUGUCUCUGCGUCAGACCUGCUGGAGAUUGUGUCCAAGGGAACACAACCCAAACAGGUGUUUGAUAGCAAUGUAGUUAUAUUUUCUCAGGGGGGGGAUGUAAAGAAGGGACUGUAUUUGCAUUAUAGGGUUGGUAACUCUUGUAAAGAUAAGAAGGACACACUAAAAUAGAAACUGGAUAUUGAAUUUUGUUCACUUGUAUUUGUUUAAUGUGUGAGUCAAAUUAGAGUCAAUAGAAGAGGGCAGGACAAACAUUAGUAUUUGUAUGUGAUUUCCAGGUGACAAGACACUUGUUGAAGCUAUUUGACAACAUUGCAGACCUUCGCUUCAGUGACUCCGAUAAAGGUGGAGAAGGGGAGGAGGAUGGUGAGGCUGUGGCUAUAGGGAUGUACAGCAAAGAGGGAGAGUAUGUUCCUUUCUCUGAGCCGUGUGUCUGUAAAGGACAGGUAUUCAAAUCUAAAUUUCAAAGUUUUCCUCUUUUUUUUCAAGCAUGUCUUCAUAUAAACAUAACUUGGAUUUUCUGGUCUUUUAAUCAAAAACGUAUGUUUUGACAUUUGUAUAUCUCUUAGGCAGAGUGUUGGUUGGGUGCCUUAGAGGACACCAUGCGCUGCACAGUUCGAAAAGAGAUUGAGGAGGCUGUGGCUGCUUAUGAGGACAAGCCACGAGACCAGUGGCUUUUUGACUUUCCUGCACAGGUCUGAUGCUGCUAUGUUGACUUUAUAGACAUACAAAUGAUAAUUUUUAAAAAUGAACUGGUUCCUGUCCUGUUUGUAGGUUGGGUUGACUGGUAGCCAAGUGUGGUGGGCCACAGAUGUGGGCAUUGCUUUUGAGAGGGUGGAGGAGGGGUUUGAAACAGCUCUCAAAGACUACAACAAAAAGCAGGUAGUGCAAUAAAACCAGAGGAAGAUGUUGUCACAGGGGUGGAUGAACACUUUUCUCGAUUUGUUCAGUAUUUUUUGCUAAUUUCUUGUUUUCUAGAUCACACAGCUGAACUCGCUCAUCCACAUGCUGCUCGGAGAUUUAACUCCUGGAGACAGACAGAAAAUUAUGACUGUCUGCACUAUUGAUGUGCAUGCCCGAGAUGUGGUCGCUAACCUCAUAAGUCAGAAGGUAAUGCCUAGGUGGCACAUGCAUUUGUAUGAUGUGGCAUUUAACAAGCCAGGAAAAAGGCCUCCUGUUGAUGUUACUGCAUGCGUCUCUAAGGUGACAACAGGCCAGGCGUUUGCAUGGCUGUCCCAGCUACGCCAUCGCUGGGACGACGACACCAGGCACUGUUAUGUAAACAUCUGUGACGCCCAGUUCCAGUUCAGCUAUGAAUACCUGGGGAACACUAACAGACUGGUCAUCACUCCACUCACUGACAGGUACACACUCAAACAGCUUAAAUCAAGAUGCCCAAAAGCUUUUAGCACCAAAGUGCUAAUCCAGGCUGUGUAGUGGCUGAAAGUACCGCAGGUAGCUCCAAUGCAAAAGGUGUAAAUAUGAGUCCUAGUCAAAAAGAAACGUGUUUGUUCUUCUGUAAUCAGAGAAGGAGAAAAAAGCCUAGAACAAAUAAGCAAGAGCCUGAAACCUUUAAGACCUAUGAGACGAGGAUAAGCAAAACAACAUAAGAACCCAAACAGAAAAUCACUGCAAGAAGACAAGAACCCCGCAGCUGAAGAGACAAUCAAUACCUGAUCAACGUAUUGACCCAACAUUAAAAGAUUCCCAGCAAUACAAGAGCCCAACAAGAUAAACUGAGACCAAGAGGACCAUAGAUGUACGAUAAUGUAAGAAAAUGAGGAGGUAAAAUCAGCAGAAUAAAGUAAGAAAUAUAUCAAAUGAGAUAACACAAUUGAUUUAAGUACAAGCAUUAAAAAAGAGAUGAAAGCAGAAAUAACAGAUCACAAUAGUUGAUAAAGAAAGAGCAAUGGAAAACAUUGGGGGCUCAAAGUCAAAUAAGGAUAAUUAAAUUAAAAUAAAAACAUUAAGUAUGAUACAACAAAUAAAUGAAUUACCAACAGUAUAAAUAAAGAGAUAAAGAAGUCAAAAGUAGUGAGAAAUGAGAUGAGAUAAAAAAGUAAAAAGAUAAAAGACGAAAUGAAAACAUUGUCAUACACCACUACACUAUAAUAUAUUUCCUUCAUGUCAUCCUGGUUCACUGAUUCCACACUAUGAUCAUUAUUAUAGCUAAACUUCUUGAUUUGAUUUUGUUCUAUGUUAAACUCUGUCUGGGUUAGGUGCUACAUCACUCUGACUCAGUCCCUCCACCUGACCAUGAGUGGCGCCCCCUCUGGCCCUGCUGGCACCGGUAAGACAGAGACCACCAAAGACCUCGGACGCUCCCUGGGCAUCAUGGUGUAUGUGUUCAACUGCUCAGAGCAGAUGGACUACAAGGUAGUACCAAGGAGAUACUAUGUCAAUCUCCUACUGCAUAACACUGCUAUUUAUAUUUACUCCACCUUUAAUUUACUCUCUCUGUCUUCAGUCCAUAGGAAACAUUUAUAAGGGUCUGGCUCAGACAGGGGUGUGGGGCUGCUUUGACGAGUUCAACAGGAUCUCAGUGGAAGUGCUGUCUGUGGUUGCUGUACAGGUCAAGACUAUACAGGAUGCUGUACGAAACAAGAAGCAAAGGUUAAUGUGAAAUUAAUGACGCAUACAAUAAACUAUCAGUACACCUACAGAGUAAUUACUCUGCUAAUCCACUCUGAUAUUCCUCAAUGGACUCACUUUUUGUUAUCUGUAAUUGGUUUAAUGUGAAUGUAGGUUUCAUUUCCUCGGAGAGGAGAUUGAGCUGAAGCAAACAGUGGGGAUUUUCAUCACCCUGAACCCAGGCUACGCUGGCAGAGCUGAGCUCCCAGAGAACCUCAAAGCUCUGUUCAGGUUUGAUAUAAAUAAAGAGAUUAAAAGCCGACUAUUAAGUGAAAGAUUUUACAAGUGUCAAAGAUGAUCAGUUUUAUUUAAUAACUUCUCAGGCCCUGUGCCAUGGUGAUCCCAGACUUUGAGCUCAUCUGUGAGAUCAUGUUGGUGGCUGAAGGGUUCAUAGAUGCUCGUCUGCUGGCACGCAAGUUCAUUAGCCUCUACACGCUCUGCAAGGAGCUGCUGUCCAAACAGGUAGCCUUAAUCACAGCCAAUCAGAAAUCAUCCCCCAUUUAAUUUCUCUUCAUUAUAAUCAGAUUUUAUGAAUACUGUUGGGUUGCUUUAGAUUAUUUCUUCGAUAUUAAGAUUUGUCAUAUCCCUGUGUUUUAUUAUUAUCUUUUAGGAUCAUUAUGAUUGGGGGUUAAGAGCUAUUAAAUCAGUUCUUGUUGUGGCCGGAUCACUAAAGAGAGAGGACCGAAGUAGACCUGAGGAACAGGUAUGUGUCAUAUUAAUAGACACAGAAAGUGUUUAUGUUAUUAAUGAAUAUAGGAGAAACUCCGUUCAGUCACAUGUUCUGUUAUUCCUUCGAAGCCUGAGUUCAUUGCUGCAUUUGCCUGAUAACUUCCAACUGUCAUUUCCUGUCCAGGUGCUGAUGCGGGCCCUGAGGGACUUCAAUCUGCCAAAGAUAGUAACGAGUGACGUGCCAAUAUUCCUCGGGCUGAUCAGUGACCUGUUUCCUCAGCUGGAUGUGCCCAGAAAGAGAGACCCAGAGCUGGAAAAUGCUGUUCGCCAGUCAGUCAGUGAACUGCGGCUGCAGCCUGAGGAGAACUUCAUUUUAAAGGUUCCACAUUUAACCUUCUUAUCAUGUGGAAAACAAACAAAAUUGUCUAUAUUUCAGAUACCGUACCAAAGAUUUUUGGUGUGAUUCAAAAAGGAAGAAAACGCUGUAGCUCCUUCACUGUGUGUGGAAACCUAUGAACAGUUUACAGACAAAAAAUUUUAAUUUGAACAAAAUCAAUUAUCUCAUCUGAAAUAAGUGUGUGUCCCUGCAGGUGACCCAGCUGGAGGAGUUACUGGCUGUCAGACACUCUGUGUUUGUAGUAGGUGGACCAGGAGCUGGAAAAAGCCAGGUGAAAAUGUACUACUGUAAUCCAAUAACAGAAACAACAUUAUUGAUCUACAAAGCUUUACCUUUAAACAAGGAAGUUUAAAAUCACUGCCAAAAGACAGGAAAACAUACAUGAAGGUAGAUUUCUUCAGCUUUUAUUAGAUGGAUUUCAAAUGUUUUAUUAAAUCCCUUAGUUUUAUUUUGAACUUUUGAGGCUGCAAAACAAGGUUUCCCACAUCUAUAGUUAAUGCACAACCACACUUUAUAAGAGUCAAAUCUCCGGUUUGUCAGAUUAUCAGAGAUUUGUGGAAAGGCAAGGUGCGCAGUUUGUCUUAUAUUUGUGCUGCUGACUCAUCAGAUCCUGAAGACUCUCCACAGAACAUAUGCCAACAUGAAGAUGAAGCCCCUAUGGAGUGAUAUCAACCCCAAAGCUGUGACUACUGACGAGUUGUUUGGGUACCUGCACCCUGCGACCAGGGAGUGGAAAGAUGGUACAGAAAUUUGAUCUGCUGUAAAUGAAAAUCCAGAGAAGUUUUGUUUUCUCUAGAUUUUUAUUCACUGUCACACAGGAAAUCUUUCAGUGCCAGUACAAUUAUUUACUCCCAAGUCUUUGCUCAGCAUUAGUCAGAAUUAGCUUUUUCCUGGCUAAGAAUAAGCCCCUGGUUAAAUAGUUUUGGCAUCAUUCAUGUUUGGUCUCAUUCCCUCGAGCAGCUGUAAGUAGAAUUCCUGCCCGUGUGAUAGACAGGAUAAUCUGGAUAAAACAUUGCUGAUUCGUGCCUCUCUGUCAUGCUGUUUGUUUGAGGCCUGUUCUCCUCUACCAUGAGGGAGCUGACCUCAGUGAGCCAUGAUGGACCCAAGUGGAUCGUUCUGGAUGGGGAUAUUGACCCCAUGUGGAUUGAGUCACUUAACACAGUAAUGGAUGACAAUAAGGUCAGUGUGCAUCUUGUGACCUAUUUUUCCUAUUCUGGAAUUUGCUCGAUUUAAUACUUUCCUGCUGUCCGUGCAGGUCCUGACUCUUGCCAGUAAUGAGAGGAUCAGCUUAUCCUCUUCCAUGCGACUGCUCUUUGAGAUCUCACAUCUAAAAGCUGCAACUCCAGCAACUGUAUCAAGGGCUGGAAUACUCUACGUCAAUCCUCAGGAUCUCGGCUGGAGCUCGUAUGACACCCACAAACACACAUAAAAUCUGGGGUUUAUUAAGUCACCUAAAUUUUUAUUUAAAGGGAUAUUCUGGCAUAAAAUUAAGUUAGGGUCAAACACACCGUAAACCAAGUUAGUCACCCCAUUGAGAGAUGAAUGUUGCUGACUGCUUGCUUCUCUAGUUAUACCAACUUUAGUAACAACCGCAAGACAGCAAUACAUAGCGGUCAGUGGAUCCACACGCUCAACCAAAACGCCACUCUCUAGCUACAAAUAAUCCUCAGAACAGCACCUAACUUCAUCAACAGUACAUAAAGGGUCCCAGCCAUAGCACUAGCCACCAAACAUCUUUUUAACUUUGCCUGAUUUCUUUAGCAAAGAGACUAAAUAUUACUCACCCACUCUCUUCCAGCAGCCGCUUGUUUGUAGGGAGAGCUUGGACGAGUCCACCACUGAGUGCAGCAGGGUGACGCAACUCAAGGAAGAACAUUUAUAAGUAUUACUUCAUUAAAAUGCAAUCAGACCGAGACGCUAAGGCAGAAGAACUACCGUGUCUGCAGUGCAAAAUGAUUAAUAUGGUGAUUAUUACUUCAAGGAAAUGAUAAAGUUAUAAUCAUAAAUGUUCUUCCUUGAGCUGUGUCACCCCGCUGCACUUGGUGGUGGACUCGUCCAAGCUGUCCCUACAAACAAGCAGCUGCUGGAAGAGAGUAGGUGAGUUGUGUUUAGUCUCUUUGCUAAAGAAAUCAGGCAAAGCUAAAAAGAUGUUUGGUGGCUAGUGCUAUGACUGGGACCCUAUAUGUACUGUUGAUGAAGUUAGCUGCUGUUCUGAGCAUUAUUUGUGGCUAUAGAGUGGCUUUUGGUUGACGUGUGCACGUGGCUCCAUGGACCACUUGUGUAUUGCUAUCGUGCGGUCGUAACUAAAGAUGUUAUAACUAGAGAAGUAAGCAGUCGGCAAUAUUCAUCACUUGAAGGGGGUGUCUAACUCGGUGUUACAUUGUGUUUGACCCCAACUUAAUUUUACGCUGGAAUAUCCCUUUAAGUAAGCAUUUUUUUCCCCUGAUGUGAUCCCAGGUAUGUGACAAGUUGGAUAGACACUAGGCAGGCCCAAUCAGAGCGAGCCAACCUCACCAUUCUGUUUGAUAAGUAUGUGCCGUACUGCCUGGAACAAGUCCGCUGCAACCUAAAAACCAUCACUCCCAUACCAGAGAACAGCAUGGUGCAGGUAAGAACAGGCAACAUGUGCCUACCUUUACACUCUGUCUUUUCAACAACCAGGUUUGGGAUUUCUCAGUUAAGUUGCAUUUCAUGUAUCUAAAUGUUAUCUAAUAUUUAUAUAAUGUCUGCUCUUUGGCCAAUCAGACACUGUGCUCCUUGUUGGACUGCCUCCUAACAGAGGAAAACACCCCCCCUGACUCUCCCAGAGAACUCUAUGAGAUCUAUUUCGUCUUCGCCUGUGUCUGGGCCUUUGGAGGAGCUCUUUUCCAGGAUCAUGUGUGUGGUGGUUUACUGUCUGCUUAAAGAGCCAUCUUCUUUUCAGUAUUUCAUCUUGCAGAUGAUCAGACAACAUCACAAUGUCUCUCUUUUUUUAGCUUAAUGAUUACCGUGCUGAAUUCAGCCGCUGGUGGUCAAAGGAAAUGAGAGCAGUCAAGUUUCCUUCCCAGGGCACCGUCUUUGACUAUUUCAUCGACUCUGAGACCAAAAAAUUCACUCCCUGGAGUGAGAAAAUGGUGCCAUUUGAGGGGGAGCCUGAUGUACCAUUACAAGUGAGUAUUACUGUGUGUUGUGUGCACACUAAGAAUAUACAAACUGCAAAACAAAUCAACACACUUCAUUGUGCACACUUUAUGGAAAGACCUUCUAGUUAGGUCAUAUCUUGUGUGUUUCAGACUGUGUUGGUCCACACUCCAGAAACCAUUUGUCUGACCUACUUCAUUGACCUGCUGCUCCAAAGAGGCAAACCCAUCAUGUUAGUGGGUAACGCUGGAGUGGGGAAGACCAUCUUGGUGUCUGACAAAGUGGCCAAGCUGAAGGAGGACUACAUGGUGGCUAAGGUCCCCUUUAAUUACUACACCACCUCAGCCAUGCUGCAGCGUAAGAAAAAUUUCAGCGUUGUGUAUCAAAUUAAGAUAUUGAACCCUUUUUUUUCAGUGUCCUUGCUCUUGUUUACUUUAUUUUUGUUUACUUUUUAAUUUUGUUACAUGACUAUAUUAUACUUUUUACAGAACCCAGUAUGAACAGAUUCAAACUGGAUUUUGACUUUUUUUCUAUUACAGUGCAGUUAACCUACCACUGAGCACCACCAUCAUAUCAAAGACUGCAUCAAAUGAGUUUUAUAUAUAUAUUAAUGAUAUUGAUAAUUGUAAAAGUCAUUAUAAUACCAACUUGUUAAUAUGGAACCUUAAUAUGAAAGGGUUUUCAAGGUACUUUGACCAAAACGCAGAGAAAUAGAUAAAAACAAGGCAGCAAAAGAGCCCAAACAACAAUGUAGCCGUCUUCAUAAGAAACCUUAAGAACCAAGGAGAUACAUCUGCAGAGAUUUAUCCUGUCAUUUCCAUUCAGCUAUCAUUUUAUGCACCAUAUUCCCCCCAGGUGUCCUGGAGAAGCCCCUUGAGAAGAAAGCCGGUCGUAAAUUUGCUCCUCCUACAGCCAAGAGACUCAUUUACUUUAUAGACGACCUCAACAUGCCUGAGGUGGACGUUUAUGGGACCGUCCAGCCUCACACACUCAUACGCCAGCACCUUGACUACAACCACUGGUGAGAAUGAGAUGCAAUAAAUGCACUGCUAAGUAAUUUAUUGUACAUUUAUAUUAUAGCUGUGUAUGUGUGUAUGUGUGUUUAUAGGUAUGACAGACAGCGGCUGGUUCUGAAGGAAAUACAUAAUUGUCAGUACAUCACAUGUAUGAAUCCAACUGCUGGAAGCUUCUCUAUCAACCCCAGACUUCAGGUUUGAGCAUCACUGCUUUCAGGCUUAUUACACACACAAACAUGCAUUAUACACUGUUAUCACUGUUCCUCUUUGUACUACAGUGACUGGAGUUCAACCAUAUUUCAGCAAAACUCAAAUGUAAAUUGAUUGAAUCAGCGAAAAGAAAUGAUCAAUUAUGAUUUUUAGAGAAAUCAUUUAUUAAUGGUCACUCCUUGAAGUCAGUGUGAGAGGUCUUUUUUUUGCGUUUUGAGUCUCCUACUAAGUCCUACUUGACUGGUUUCUCUAUAUCUCUUCCACUUCUUCCAGAGGCAUUUUUCAGUAUUUUCAGUCCACUUCCCAUGUGCGGAUGCUUUAAACACCAUCUUCUCCAGCAUCCUGUCGGCUCACUUCCUUCAGGGAGGAUUCAGUUACGGAGUCUCCCGCUCAGUUGGAUCUCUCGUACAGGUCCAUCAGCAGGAUCAGUGCAACAUGUGUCAAUCAUAAAACUUUAAUUUAGUCUUCGUUUCAAACUUGACAGACUAUAAAUUUGGUUAACUCUGUUCAUUAUAACACCCAACUGUUCAUCUGUCUAUGUAAUCAUUUUACUUUGUCUGAUUCUUUUGUUCUGUUUAUCCAGGCAGCGAUCUGUCUGCACCAAAAAGUCAGCCAGAACUUCCUCCCCACAGCGAUUCGCUUCCACUACAUCUUCAACCUGCGAGACCUCUCAAACAUUUUUCAGGUACCACGCACAGUCAUAAAUAUAUGAUGAGUGAGGAAGAGGAUUAUGGCCACAUAAAGAGAAAAUAUUAAUAAUUACGGGAAGGAGAUUAAAGUCGAAAUUUCAAGAUUAAGGUCAAAAAUUUGAGAUUAAAAAUUUUUUAAUGAUGUCAAAGUCGAAUUUUUAAGAUUAAAACUUCGAAUUAGGGCAAUAAAGCUGAAAUUUUGAGAUUAAAAAAAUCGAAAUUAUGUCAAUAAGGUCAAAAUUUUAAGAUUAAAAAUUAAAAUUUUAACAGUAAAGUCAAAAUUUUAAAUAACAAAAUGUCGUAAAUAAUGUAAAUUUCGACUUUAUUCAUGUAAUUUUGAAUUUUUUUUUAUCUCAAAAUUCGACUUCAAUCUCGAAAUAACUUUUUCUUUAAUUUGGACUUUUUAAAAUUCUGUCUUUAAUCUUGAAACUUCGACUUUAAUUUUGAAAUGGAAAUUUAAAAAAUCUCCCUCAUGUAAUUAUUUUUUCCUCUUCUUGUGGCCCUAAUCCUCUUUCCUAGAUAAGGGAUUUUCUUUUUAUUUUACAAGAAGUAAAAAUACUGGUCCCUUAUCUGUAGCUUUUGGUGGAGUCAUAAAAUGGUAAGUGCUAACUAAACGCCUUCUACAGCUGCCAUCCACACGUAUCUGUCUCUGUCUGACUGUUUAGUGGGGAUAAAGAUGUAAAAAGUUAAAUAGUAUUGUAACAUGACAUAACAUCCUGUAACUUUAUCAUGUUAUAUUUGACUACCUUUUGUGUUUAGGGUAUCCUCUUUGCCCUGCCAGAGUGUAUCAGAUACCCUAUGGAUCUGGUUCACCUCUGGCUGCAUGAGAGCUCAAGGGUCUACUCCGACAAACUGAUGGAAGAAAAAGAUGUGGAGCUCUUUAACAAAAUCCUCCUGGACACUGGCAAAAGAUAUUUUGAGGUAAGACUACAAAUAAGUUUUUGUAUCAUUGUCAUCAAAAUCUUAGGAAAUUAAAACAUUUCUGCCCCGUGUGGCAAAAUUCAGGAGUUUCAAGACCCUUGGUGAUUUUUGUUGGUCAUUUGUAGGGCUUCUUUGCAUUCAGUAUUUCACACUGAUUGGCUAAAAUAAUGUAUCUAAUCAGAGCAUUUGCUAACUAUUGAUGGGCAGUGUAAUUAUAACAUGUUCAGUACUUUCCUUCUGUUUCUCAUAUCUCUUUGUAUGCUAAUUUUCUUCAGGGGAUUGAUGAGUCCAUCUUCAUCCACCAGCCUUUGGUGUACUGUCACUUUGCCCAGGGAGUGGGAGAGCCACGCUAUCACCAGGUUUGACACACUCUACACACACACGUUUAGUCAGAACUAUUUUUGAUCAGGGUGUAGUGUUACUCCUUUCAAAUAUCCAUUUAUUCUUUAUUAAAUGUGGUAACAAAAAAGAUUGAGUUUAAUUGUUUUUGACUUGAAUCAUAUUAGUAUGUGAAUUAUCUGUAAUUCAUAUACUCAAAGACCUUAUGGCACUGUCAUGUCUAAUCUGUCAGAAAAUAAAUGAGGAUGAAUGAACUGUCAUUAGCUAAACUAAUUACAUUUCUGAUCUGUAUGGGAUUUGAAUUGAAAGUUAAUGGACUCAAGUCUUGAUAAAAAAAAAACUUAAUUUCAUUACAUUUCUGGUUGGUUACCUGCUGUUACUUUGAUAAGAAUGGUCAGACGUGUCCAAGAGACAGAAAAUUUGUUUAUUCCCCUACUUGUCAGGCUUCAGACUGGGAGAAACUCCAGAAGACUCUGGCUGAUGCUCUUGAGCAUUAUAAUGAGCUACACGCUGUCAUGGACCUAGUGCUGUUUGAAGAAGCGAUCCAGCAUGUGUAAGACACACAAACAGAGACACAUGAAGUUGAGCAUAUACCAUCUGCUAUGGGAUUUACACAGAUGAGCACUCAUGUAAACCACUUACCAUAAACAUAUUGUUCAUUCUGGUGUUUGCAUUCAGGUGUCGUAUCAGUCGUAUCCUGGAGGCCCCCUAUGGUAACGCCCUGCUGGUGGGAGUCGGUGGCAGCGGGAAGCAGAGUCUGUGCCGGCUAGCUGCCUUUCUUAGCAUGCUGGAAGUUUUCCAGAUCACUCUGCGGAAAGGAUACGGCAUAAAUGACCUCAAGGUAAAUGUGUUUACAUGCAGUUGCACAGCUGUUACUAAAUGUCUUUACACUGAUUGAUGCAACUUGAUGCUGAAUGUACCAGACAUAAUGUGCCAUUUUUAUGCAUUUGUGGCCCUUUUUCUGCUCCCCCUGAUUGGCAGAGUGAUAUUGCAGCGUUGUAUAUAAAGGUCGGGGUGAAGAAUAUCGGAACAGUGUUUCUUCAUACAGAUGCGCAGAUACCAGAUGAACGCUUCCUGGUUCUCAUCAAUGACAUGUUGGCCUCAGGUUGGACUACACCACAAAAAAAACAUGAUGUAGUGUGUGAAAAGGAACUGUUAAUCUAUUUACGCUGAGAAAAAAAAAGAGCUCUGAGGAAAUAUGGAUGAUCUUUGUGCUUCAGUUUUUGGAGCCAAAGACUCUUAGUGCAUAAAGCCUACAAAAUGAAUGGGUAACUUAACAAUAACCAUAACUUUAAAAUAGUAAAUAGACCAUUUGUAAAUGGUAAGCAGAUAGUUUAUUAAUGUUUAAUCAUAAUUUAUAAAUAGCAUAUAGACCAUGAAUAAAUUGUACAUUUUACAAUUUUAAAAACCUGACCCCAACUUUACAAUAACCAUCUAAGUAAUGUUUAUAGAUGGUUUAUAAACCACUUAAUAAUCAUUUACAAAGUAUCACAAACAUCAGUUGCAACUUUACGAUAACCAUCUAAGUAAUGUUUAUAGAUGGUUUAAAAACCAAAUAAUAACCAUUUACAAAGUGCUACUGACACACAUUUUAUUCUAGAUGUUUUACAAUAUUUAAACUUUAAUAAACAGUAAAUGAAAAUGAUUAAUCAUAAUUUCAUUGCUUGUUAAUGGUAAAGUAACUAUUAACUUACAUUAAAAAACUAUUCAUUUACCAUUAACAAUUGGUGUAUAUGCUGUUUUUAGUAAAUUAUCUAUUUACCCUUUAUAAAUUAUGGUUAUUGUAAAGUGUUACCAGUGAAUGUUUACGUCCCAGACCAGAUCAGAGUUUUAUGCGUGUGACUGUAUUUUGAGCUAUGUUUGUUUGGAUUAUUUAGGGGAUAUUCCAGACCUGUUCAGUGAUGAAGAAGUAGACAUGAUUGUGACAUCUAUCCGGAUGGAGUUAAGAGGACUUGGACUCAUCGAUAGCAGAGACAACUGCUGGAGCUUCUUUAUAGAGAGAAUAAGACGACAGCUCAAGGUAAUAUUGUGCUAUGUAAUGUAAUACUGCUUUAUUGAAAUCCUUAUUUGUCAUCUGCCAUCACCCUCUGUGUCUUUCAGGUUGUCUUGUGUUUCUCUCCUGUCGGGUUCACUCUAAGGACACGUGCCCGGAAGUUUCCGGCUCUGGUGAACUGUACAGCCAUAGACUGGUUCCACCCCUGGCCUCAGCUCGCUCUGCAGUCUGUCAGCUCCACUUUUAUAGAGAAAAUACCUGGACUAGAGGUGAUGGCACAUUUACCUUCUAUUCAUAUUCUCCUCAUAACAUAUUAACCGCUUUCUCCACACUUAAGAAUCAAAAACUUUUACCUUACAUCAGGGAAAUUACUGUACUUUCCCAAUAAUAUCCAUAAAUCUGGAAAUACCUAACUAUAGUUGCACUACAUGUAUAAAAUAUAUAUAUAGGGCAGCAGAGUGUAUCACAAAAGACCCAGCAGCUCCAAUUUAUCCAUGGUGGUGAAAUAAUUCCCAAAUACCUGUUAAUGCUUAUCUUUUACAGCCUAAAGUGCGAGCAUCGAUCGGUGAGUUCAUCUCUUUCGCCCACACCAGCGUCAACGAGGUGAGUCGUCGAGAGGCUUUUUGGUUUAAAAUAAAACAUCUUGACAUCUUCGCUGACAUCUUGUUUUAUCGUUUAAACACGCUGUUCAGGUGAGCGUCAAGUACCAGCAGAAUGAGAAACACUUUAACUACACCACCCCGAAGAGUUUCCUGGAGUUUAUGAAGCUGUACGGCAACCUGCUGGGAAAAAAACGGACAGAGCUGGCUCAGAAAAUGGAGCGGUUAGAGAACGGCCUCCAAAAACUGCAGUCUACUGCUACACAGGUUAGACCAAGAAACCCUGUAAUGAAAGCUUCUAAGCAUGAACUCUAUACUUUGUACUAAAAUUAGCAGAUUAAUUUCUGUCUGUCUUGCUUAGGUAGAAGAUUUGAAAGCCAAGUUGGCAGUACAGGAGGUGGAGUUGUUGCAGAGGAACACAGAAAUAGAGGCUCUGAUAGCAAAAAUUGGACAACAGACGGACAAGCUUAACCAAGAGAGAGCUGUGGCAGAUGCAGAGGAGCAAAAGGUAAAACCGUGCAACAGUUUGUAACAAUGGAGAAGGCAAAAUUAACAAGAAAUUAGAAAAUUUACACAAAAUCUACAGAAAGGUGUCUUUCUUUGUUUCUUCAGGUGGCGGCAAUCCAAGCUGAAGUGACCAAACAGCAGCAGGAGACUGAGGAAGAUCUGGCCAAGGCUGAACCUGCCCUGCAGGCAGCUAACGCAGCCCUCAAUACACUGAACAGGGUAAUUUGUUCAUACGCAUAAAAACAGAUUUGAUUUGAUUUAUUUUGGAUCCACCAAAUGGGAUCCUAAUCUUCUUUGCUGUUUUCAUUUUGAACUUAGACAUAUACUUACAGACAUUACACUUACAUAACACUCAUUCUACACUUCAUUCAUACAGUAGCUCUUAUUCCCUCUUGCUUGUUGAAAAAUAAACCAAUACAUAAAUAAGAUGAAGAAAGAAAAGUGAAGAGACAAAAAAGAAAAACCAACUUAGACCUGAAUCCUGUCUCCAUUUUUUAUGUUUUUUAUUAUACAUGCAAGCAGUGUAAUUUAUAAAAACUAAUCACUGUGAUUUAAGAUCCGCUUCAUCAUACUGAAAAUGAAAAUUUUAUCGAUGAAUUUGUCCGUGUUUGUGUUUGCAUCUGUGUGUGUGCUCAUCCAGUUAAACCUGACAGAGCUCAGGACGUUCCCCAAUCCUCCGGCUAUUGUCUCCAACGUCUCUGCAGCUGUUCUGGUGCUACUGGCUCCUCAAGGCCGAAUCCCCAAAGACCGCAGCUGGAAGGCUUCCAAGAUGGUUAUGAGCAAGGUGAUAUUUCACAGAGACAGCUUAUAGUGGCUCUGAAAUUAAUAGCUGUUCGACCACGAAGCCAGAAAGCCCAUCACAAAUAAAUUCCCGAAACUAAAGAAAAAACAUGGUGUCGCAUUUAUAGAGACAUAUGGACAAUUUAUUAAUGUCGCGUGUCCAAACUGCCAAGAUGGCUGUAGUAUAUUUUGUUCUAUACUUUCCCAGGUUUAUAUUUUCAGAUUCUUCAUUCUGGCAUAUUGACUGCUGUUGUCUCUCUGUUUACCUGCUUUCCUGACCAGUCAUACAUCUUAUACCAUUUCAGCAAAGUCACGCUGAGUUUGUGUGAAUGUGGCAGAACUUCUAUAUUGUAGAUGUUAUGUGCUGUCUAUAUCUCUAUUCUUGGCUUAAUAUCACUCAUCAGUUCCUGCCUGUGAUCUAAAAUCCAUAGGGCCUGCAGAGGUGUUAUAUACCAAUUCUGUGAGGUAAUUCCAUUUAAUUUCAUCUCUGCCCACAAAAUGCUCAUCCAGGUAGAUGACUUCCUGCAGGCUCUGGUGAACUUUGACAAAGAACACAUCCCCGAGGCCACAGUCAAGUGUGUGAGGGACGAGUACCUCAGUGACCCCGAGUUCAACCCUGAGUUUGUGCGACAGAAAUCCUCCGCUGCUGCAGGGCUCUGUUCCUGGGUGAUCAACAUCAUCCGCUUCCAUGAGGUACACACACCAGUGUUGGCUGUCAUGACAAUUAAAUGUCAUCAAAGGUUAAACAGUGUGUGAUGUUUGUGAGUGGACAGCGCUGUGGUCUCAUUGUUUGACAGGUUAUUUUCUGUUUCCUCAUCUAUUGUGCUGCCCUGGACAGAUCUUUGUAAGUGCAGCUCUGUUUUGUCAUCUUGAUUUUAAAUAUACAGUCUGUUAUUUUACAAGUGAAGUACUCAAACAGUAAUGACGUGAAUGCCCAUUAUGAUGGCAGGUCAUGGCAUUGUCUGCAGAGUAAUGUCAUUUUCUGAAUGACUACACUCAUGACGAUAUUACUACUAGUUUCUUAACAGAGAUGUAAGCGUGUUUGUUUUGUCCUGCAGGUAUUCUGUGAGGUAGAGAUGAAGAGGAUGUGUCUGGCUCAGGCUAAUGCUGAUCUGGCUGAGGCUGCUGAGAAACUGGAGGCCAUCAGGAAGAAACUCGCUGUAAGACUGCAUCUCCUAUUGCAUCCUUUACAUUCAUAAAUCUUUGGUAAAGACGCCAUAAUUGCACUGUUACUCUUCCUAAGGGUAUGCAUUUUAAUUAUUUGUGCCACGUACUCAUUAUAAUUGCAAUUCUGUGACAGUAUAUAUCACAGGUCAUCUGAUAAACACCCACCACUUGCCCUGAAACAAAUUUUCCAUCAUCCUUUUUGCUCUGUUGAGCCACCAGUUAGAGAGGCCCUCUAAAGUCGACUUCAGACAGAUUUUAUGAUCCUUUCUGUGCUAAUGUAGUUCUUCUUUUGUUAGAUUUAUGCUCAGAGAAAUUACUGCCUGCACGUAAAGUGAAAACUAUUCUUAAACAUUUCAAAUAGAUAUUUUAUUUAGGACAAUAAAAGAGCAGUAUCAUCGUGUUUUUAGUUGAUCACCCCUGUCUGUCUCUCUCUCUCUCGCAGGAGUUGGACAGUAGCCUGGAAACUCUGACAUCGUCAUUUGAGAAAGCCACAUCAGAGAAACUGCGUUUUCAGGAAGAAGUCAACCGCACCAACAAGACAAUAGAGCUGGCUAAUCGGCUGGUCAAAGGUUUGGAGGUGAGCACAGCAGCCGAUCGAUAGGAAAUAAGUUUUGUCGGUCUGAUUGAUCAUCAGGAUAAAAUGUGUUUUUCGAGUAAGGCUGCUCUCUGUUCCUCUGCUGUGUCUCACUGUUUGUAUAAAUGUGCUUGUUUCAGAGUGAGAAUGUGCGCUGGGCCCACUCGGUGGCUCAGUACCAUGAACAGGAGGAGACUCUGAGUGGAGACGUCCUCCUAACAGCAGCCUUCAUCUCCUAUGCCGGCUCCUUCUCUAAGAAGUAUAGGAGAGAGCUGCUGGACAACCUCUGGAUGCCUUUCCUGCACAGCCAAAAGGUCACAAUCUUCCAGAGACUCACUAUUUUUUUUAUAGAAUUUGACCUUAUUAAUAUAUUUCCUAAAUAUAAGCCCAUCUCUGGGGAAAUUUGCCCCUUUUUCCUUACCCACCCAAUUUCUGGUCUCUCUGUCAUCCCAUCCAUUCAACAGGAGACAAUGAAGUCUUUCCAUGGAAACGCUUUCAUAAAUGUUGCUUCUUUCACUUAUUUCGACUCUCCACCAGGUCUCCAUCCCCAUGACUCAAGGCAUAGAUCCAGUGUCCAUGCUGACUGAUGAUGCGAUGGUGGCCCAGUGGAACAAUGAAGGCUUACCAGGAGACAAAAUGUCGACCCAGAAUGCAACCAUCCUCACCAACUGUGAGUACUGAGAUUAAACAUACAGUUUCUUCCACCACAUUAGUAAUAAUAACCCAUUUCUAUUGGAACAGAGCAUUGCCAGUUUUGUUUGUCACAUUUUCAUAUGUGGGCCAUGAAUGUAUUGACUACAGGUGAGCGCUGGCCUCUUCUCAUUGACCCUCAGCUGCAAGGAAUCAAAUGGAUUAAGAGUCGCUGUGGCAGCAACCUCAAGGUUAUCAGUCUCGGUCAGAGAGGGUAAGUGUUUCUGAGUGCCAGUUUUUGAAAUCCUCUGGAGGACGUGAGGCUUUCAGUACAGACCUGCUGUGGACCUGCUUUAUUUCUGAAGAAUCCACAAACAUGAAUCUAAUGAAUAUAUGUUCAGUCUUUGUGUUGGUUACAUGGUUAUUAUUCCAGGUAUGUAGAUGUGAUAGAGCAGGCAGUCGUGGCAGGUGACACUGUCCUCAUAGAGAAUCUCGAGGAAACCAUCGAUCCUGUCAUCGAUCCUCUGCUGGGAAGGCACACCAUCAAGAAGGGCAGGUAAGACAUUAAAAACACAUGUUCAAUUAUUGCUGCUACUUUUCUGUCCUCUUUUAUAAUGCCUUCCUCCUCUGUCCUCUGUUUUGCUGUCUUACAGCUGUAUAAAGGUCGGGGACAAAGAGUGUUUCUUCCACCCAGGCUUUAGACUGAUCCUCCACACUAAAUUGGCCAAUCCUCACUAUAAGCCAGAGAUUCAAGCUCAGACAACCCUCAUCAAUUUUACUGUGACCAGAGAUGGUCUGGAGGACCAGCUGCUGGCUCAGGUGGUGAAUCAGGAAAGACCAGAUCUUGAGCACUUGAAGGUGGGUUACAACAAUUUCCUUUUUUAUCCUGCUGGUUUCCUCCACAGACGCACAUAUUGGUGUUAACACUUCUUCUGAGUCAUAAAGCUCUUGCGCUUGUGUGCUGAGAUACAUUACCAUGUUUACCUCAGGAUAAAGAAAGCCAUCAUGCCAACCCAUUUCAAAAGGUUAAACUCUGUAGAACGUUGAAAGAAACUGAUUCUAAUGGUUUUUCCAAUCAUAUAAAUCCUCUGCUAUAUAAAUAAAACAAAGACAACAUGACAAUUUUGAAACUGAAAAAACUUAUUGUAGCAACACAUUUUAAUAAAGUGGGGACAGGGUUAAUAAAAUACUGAAAAAAUGUGUGCUAAGUAGGGAAAACAUCUGUUGGAACAUCGCCAGGUUAAUUUGCAACUGGUUAAUAACAUGACUGGGUAUUUACUUAUCUGUUUAUUUGAUCGGGACAAAACAUGUUGGCCUUGUUACAUCUAAUUAGAGAGCAACUGAUGCUGUGUAUAAAGGACUUCCAGCCAUGGCUAAUUUGCAGUGACUGUCCCUGGUAUAAAAAGGGUCUAAAACCAAUACUGGAUUGUUGUGAUCUUUGGGCCUUCAGGUGGCACUAGAUUAAAAACAGACAUGUCUCUGAUGUGGAAAUCUUAACAUGGGCGUAAAAUCAUUUCCAAAACCAAAGUCCAUGAAUACAGUUUGUUGCUGCAUCCACAAAUGUAGGUCAAAACUGUACCAUGUACCGGGAAACAUGCAUGUACAUGAUUUAUAACUGAGGGCAACUUUCUGGGCCAGAGCUUUUAAAAUGGUCUGAGGUGAAGUGACCAGCAUCUUCCAGCGUCAAGACAUGGAUAGUUUACAAAUCUAUGAAGGCACCAUUGAUGCUGAAUGAUACAUACAGUGUUUGGAGCAACAUAUGCUGCCAUCCAUCCUGUCUUUUUCAGGGAUAGACUUGCAUAUUAGCAUAGUAAGAUAAUGCCAAACCUCCUCAUGCAUGUAUUCCGACUGCAACACAAGGUUUUGAAGUGUAAGAGUCCAGGUGCUAAACUGACCCCCAUCUGGUCACUGGAAAAAAAUGGUGCAUCAUUGAACAAAAAGGACAAAAAACUCUUGAGCAACUGGAAUCCCCAGAAACUGGUCUCACAACAUAGUGUUGUUAAACCAAGAGGAGAUGCAACACAAUGGUAAACAGGCUCCAUCACGACCUUCCUAAAUAGAAAGCUGGCAUCAAAAUUGGAGCUGAGCCUUUAUUUUUCUAUUUAAAGAAAUUCUCUUUCAACAUUUGUUGUGUUUGCUGUAUUCUGUCUGUGUUGUUUUAUCUUCAAUUUGAUAUUGGGUUCAUGUUUUGUAAUCAUUAUAAUCUGCUUUUUCUUUCAAUACUGAACUGUGACAAUCUCUGUUUAAUGAAAGGGAGGAAACAGCUGUUUAUUGUAAUCAAUAUUCAAAUAAUCUAGGCUGUAUUUUUUUUAACCCCCUAUAGAGUGAACUGACUAAACAGCAGAACAUGUUUAAGAUCGAGCUGAAGCUCCUUGAGGACGAGCUGCUAACCAGGCUGUCUGCUGCUGAGAGUAACUUCCUGGGUGACAACGUGCUGGUGGAGAAGCUUGAGACUACAAAACACACAGCUGCUGAGAUUGAGAUGAAGGUAACAGUCAAUGUGUUCAAUGUAUUAGCAUUAAGAGAGUAUCAGGCCACUGAGCAUUUUUUGGUUUAAAAGAGGUCUAAUAGACGUCUAAUUGUAGCCUAGAUGACUGCUCUAAAACCAGCCUACCACAGGUCUAAAAAUGAAAGUUUUCAAUGUCUAAAUUUAGACAAAGUUUAGACUAGCCGGCUAACAGAGGUCUAACUGUUUAUUUCUCAAUGGCUAUCAUAAUUAUUUUGGUUAAGUAUUUGGAGAUCAGUUAUGCAACUCACAGUUACUUUUUGAAAUAAAUAGUUAUCGAACAACUGGUUAAAGUGCAACAUCUAAAUUCUGUCAAAAAAUAUACAGAAUCUAGACGGUUGAAAUAAGGUCUAAAAAAAACUAGACAUCUAAUAGCCGUCCAUUGCUCAGUGGGAAAGAACACAAACAACAAACAUCUCCAUAUCUGUCUGCCAGGUCCUCGAAGCUAAAGUGAAUGAAGUGAAGAUAAACGAAGCCAGAGAACAUUAUCGUCCUGUUGCAGUCAGAGCUUCUCUGCUCUACUUCAUUAUGAAUGAUCUCAACAAGAUCAACCCCAUGUACCAGUUCAGCCUUAAGGUAAGUAGCCAGAAAGGAGACCUUACUGACUUGAUACGGUAUCGUGUAAUCUUCAUUUAUCACCAACCUCUUCUUGCUCUCAGGCCUUUAACGUGGUGUUCCACAAAGCAGUGGCGAUGGCAGAGGCCUGCGAGGAAGUGAAGAGUAGAGUAAACACACUCAUAGACUGUGUGACUUACUCCACCUUCAACUACAUCAGCAGGGGACUGUUUGAGAGAGACAAGCUCACCUUCACUGCACAGCUGGCCUUCCAGGUGUGUAUGAGUCUUUCAGUAUGAAGAGGAGAGGGAGGGCGUUUCUUCUCUGACUGACUUCUUUGUCUUUCAGCUGCUCCUGUUAAGUAAGGAGAUAGAUGUGCGGGAGCUGGACUUCUUGCUACGUUUUAACAUCGACCACAACUACGUCAGCCCCCUAGACUUUCUCUCCAACUCUGCAUGGAGUGCAAUUAAGGUGAUUAAAUCCUGACAUCCUUACAGGACUUUUUGCUGGAUCACAGAAAUGAUUUAAAAUAUUCAAAAACCACCACCUGUUGCUGCACUCGUCUUUGCCCAGGUGAUGAGUUUCACAGAUGAAUUUCGAGGUCUGGACCGGGAUAUUGAAGGUUCACCUAAACGCUGGAAGAAGAUGGUGGAAUCUGAGUGUCCAGAGAAGGAGAAGUUUCCUCAGGAGUGGAAAGGGAAAAGCUCCCUGCAGAAACUCAUCAUGAUGAGGGCCCUGAGACCUGACCGCAUGACCUAUGCCCUGAGGUGGCUUUCUUUCCCUCCUGUGUUUUUUUAAUUUUUAUUUUUGCAUGCAUUUUUACUGUCUGUUUUGUUUCUUCUUUAGGAAUUUUGUGGAGGAGAAGCUCGGGGUGAAAUACACAGAGGGUCGAAAGACUGAAUUUGCAAAGUCCUUCAAAGAAAGUGGGCCAGCCUCUCCUGUGUUCUUCAUCCUCUCUCCUGGAGUGGAUCCACUAAAAGAUGUUGAAUCUCUGGGUACUCAAACAGAGUAGUUGUGAACGUGUACUCACUGCAUGCACUCAUACAUACAGAAACCACUUAAAUAUAACAAUUUUAAAACAGCUCUGCAAGCAAAUGUCACCGUCACUACACCUUUGUACCAAAGCAAUGAACUCUGCAACGAGUUUUUAAGAGCCUUGGCUUUCAGAAUUACAUAUUUCUCUUUUUGCAAUUGAUGAUAUUUUCUGUUUUUGUUGAUGCUAUGAUUAUUAUUUUGUGGAUAGAAGUGUCCGAAUAGAAGUGUAGAUGGUGGAUAUUUUGCAGUUGGAGUGUGGAUUAUAAUUUAUUUCUUUGUGUUCUCAGGGAGGAAGCUUGCUUUUACCAUUGAUCAUGGAAAGCUCCACAAUGUGUCCCUCGGCCAGGGCCAGGAAGCUGUGGCUGAGGUCGCCAUGAAGAAGGCUUCAAAGGAGGGUCACUGGGUCAUACUGCAGGUCUGAUAAGAGGGUGGUGUCUACUGGGAUAACCUACAAAAGAGGAUUAGGGCUACAAGAAGAGAAAAAAAUAAUCACAGGAGGGAGAUUUUUUUAAUUUCCAUUUCAAGAUUUAAAUCUGAAAUUUUAAGAAGUUUAAAUUUUGACUUCAUGUCGACUUUUAUCUCAAAAUUGUACUUUAUUUAAUUUGAAAUUUCAACAUUAUUCACAUUUCUUAACCUCGAAAAUUUCAAUUUUUAAUCUUGAAAUUUCGACUUUAAUCUCCUUCUGUAAUUAUUUUCUUUCUCAUCACGUGGCCCUAAUCCUCUUUCAUAGAUAAACAGAACAAAAUGCAUCAAAUAAAUUGAAAAUAUCACAUAAUGAUGACCCGUCUAAUUCUGCAGAACAUCCACCUGGUUGCCCGCUGGCUGGGCUCACUUGAGAAGCUUCUUGAGCGCUGCUGUGAAGGUAGUCAUCCAGAUUAUAGAGUUUUCAUGAGUGCUGAACCUGCACCAACACCUCAGGAACACAUUAUCCCACAGGUAGAGAUGAAACACACAUGCAGUCAAGUCUUCAUAGACACUGCAGCUUUCUGGGUACCAUUAUGACACUCAUGUUGUAUUACUGCUGUGGUGACUUUUUUCAGGGCAUCCUAGAAAACGCCAUCAAGAUCACAAAUGAACCUCCUACAGGCAUGCAUGCCAAUUUGCAUGCAGCUCUGGAUAACUUUGACCAGGUGGGUAUCUGCUUUCAGCAAAUAAUAUCUUUUUGAUUACUUUUUUACAAACAGAUUCAUUUCUUUGCAGGACAUCUUGGACCAGUGCAGCCGUGAGCAGGAGUUUAAGACCAUCCUCUUCUCCCUCUGUUACUUCCAUGCCUGUGUGGCCGAGCGAAGGAAGUUUGGACCACAGGGUUGGAACCGCAAGUAUCCCUUCAACACAGGAGACCUGACAAUAUCAGUGAACGUCCUCUACAACUAUCUGGAGGCUAAUGCACAGGUAGGAUGUUGUUGAUGUCCUGAAGGGAUGAAAUUCUUAAAGAAGAUGGUCUGGGUUGGAGCUUCAUGUGUGUUUUCAUCGGGGUAGUCAGUGGGAAGUGUGUUGGGGGAUGAAUCUCAUGACGGUUGCAUUAAUUUUCCCAAUGAUUAUGUGAUGAAGGUGCCAUGGGAGGACUUGAGGUAUCUGUUCGGGGAGAUAAUGUAUGGAGGACACAUUACUGAUGACUGGGACAGGAGGCUCUGCAGAACCUACCUGGAAGAAUACAUGCAGCCCAACCAGGUUUGUAUACAGAGGAGGAGACAGAGUAAACUUAGAUCCAAUAUACUUUAGUCAAAUGAAGUUUUGUGUUUGUGUUGUGGGAUGAAAAUCAGCUCAAGAAAUCAGCAGUUGGGAUCAUUUUUGGGUCAGAGACUGCAAAUGAAAACUUGUGGUUUCAAAUUUUGAUGACUUGAAUCAGUAACAAUAUAUUAUUUGUACAAUAGUAGAGAUCUCAAACAUCUACUUUGUGUUGUUUUUUAUUUCCCAGUUUGACCGUAAGCUCGCCUUGACUCCAGGGUUUGUUGUUCCCUCCAACUUGGACUACCAGGUAAUCGCAGAUGGGUAUUGUAUGUGAGAACUUUAACAAAUAUGUACAGAAAAUGUAAGGCAACACAAAACACCUACAGCUUGAUGAAUAUCUGUCACAUUUUAUUUCCCACGAGGACUGUCUUUGUAGAAAAUUAAAGUACUUUUAAGAAAUGGUUCAAUUGUUGUUAAAAUACAUAAAUAAAUGAAUGGCGUUCAUCAUUUUCUUUCCUUAUAUCUCUAGGGUUACCAUGACUUUAUAGAUGAGAUGCUUCCCCAUGAGAGCCCAGUGCAUUAUGGGUUGCACCCUAAUGCAGAAAUUGAGUUCUUGACAGUAACGUCGGAUAGCCUUUUCCACACUUUGCUGGAGCUGCAGUCUCCAGAUGCUGUGAUGGGGGAGGGGGCUUCACAAACCCUGGAGGAGAAGGUAGCGACACAUUAAGAUGUUUAAAUUAUUUCUUCACAGGAUUAGGAUUUUAUUCAUGUUUUUUGACAGGUAUGAAAAGACUGAACCUGUGCCAGACAUCAGAAACACAAAGCACUGACACCACAUGUCCACAUUUUUUCACACAAGCUUUUUAUACCCGUCUACUUUGAUGCGCUAAUUCUCUGGGACAUAAGGUUGCGAAAACUGCAUUGCUUAAUCUGGUUGCUAGGGGAAUUCCCUUCUUAAAUCCUUAUUUUUUUAUGAUUUUGCACUCCUCCAGGUGAAAACUAUUCUAGAUGAGGUGAUUGAGAAGCUUCCAGAGGAGUACAACAUGGCGGACAUCACCUCUAAGACAGCUGAACGCUCCCCGUACAUCCUUGUCUGCUUCCAGGAGUGUGAACGCAUGAACAUGCUCAUCUUUGAAAUACGCCGUUCACUCAAGGAGCUUGAUCUGGGACUCAAGGUAUCCCUAUGAUGCAUUUGGUUGUGAUUUUAUAUUUGCAUAUAGUGCAGCUACAAACAUCUCAACAACACACAUUUUGUUCAUAUAACUUGGUCUGACGACUGACGAGAGAAUGAGACCGUAGUUGGGAGGAUAAUUGGUUUUCUUGUCCCAUAGCAGUGAUGGUGUUAGUAUUAGUGCCGAUCAAAUUAAAGACUGCAUCUCCCAGUACUCCCAUUAUCCUUACCAUUAGCUAUGUGUGCACUUAAAGAAUAAAAAGCCCUCUUCCUGUUUCGCCACAAGGGAACCUCUCAUGGUGCCAAAUUAAUCCAUCCUGCAGAUUUCCUCCUUCUGAUCAGGUGGCGCAUGCUGCUUUGUAAAAGUGUCAGCAGCUGUUAUUUACAGUAAUUACACUCAUGUCCAAAAAUUUGAUGUAUUAAGAGUUUUUUUAUGUUAAGCUAAACAUGUCUGUCAAAGGGUGAACUGGCCAUUUCCUCAGAGAUGGAGAAGCUGCAGACGGCUUUGUUCUUUGACAAUGUCCCCGAUACCUGGACUAAGCUGGCCUACCCGUCCAUCUACAGUCUGGCUAUAUGGUGGGUCUGUGUGUGUGUGUGUGUGUGUGUGUGUGUGUGUGUGUGUGUGUGUGUGUGUGUGUGUGUGUGUGUGUGUGUGUGUGUGUGUGUGUGUGUGUGUGUGUGUGUGUGUGUAAUAUUUCUAAGCGUCUCAAUGUUACAGUGUUCUUUAAACGAUGAGAGAUAAUCUGUUUCUGUAGCGUUUCUAAACUGUUUUGGUCCUUGUGAAUGGAGUUGCUGUGUCCAACAGGUAUAGACAGAUAUAACAGACAACAUACAGUUUGAUCUGACAUACUGAGCAUUGGAUUGACCAUUUCUAUACCACCAAGAUACAGGAUUUGACUACUUUUCGGGACACAUCCCAGACUUGAGACCUGUUAUGAAAGGAUAGUUUGUCCAAUAGGGCGUGUUGAUGUGAUACCAUAUUAUGAGUUGCAGUUCACUUUGUAUGCCUUAGGUGUCAUUGUCUUGUUAUCUGGGGCUCAGGAAGCCUUGUCACUUUUGAGAACAGGUGUUUGGCCUGGAAGGGCAAGAUGUUUUUGACCGCAAUGGUGCUAACUGCCUGCGUUUUUCUUGUUUGUUCAGUGUUUAAUAUCAAUUGCAAAAUGGACAUGGUUAUGUUCAGCGCAAUGAAUUUUUGUUUGCUGCAUUCGAGGAACAGCAUUUGGACUUUUGCUGAUCAUCAAAAAGCACGGUAAAACUCAGUAGCAUGAUGCGUCAACCAGGUUACUCUGAGUCAAGCAUCUCGGUAGCUUAAAGUAUGACUUAACUUCCUACAAUAUUAGUCAAAAACCUGUCCACAACAAUGACAAGGCUACCUUUAUUCCUGAGCCCCAGAUAACAGGACAGCAACACCUAAGGCAUACAAAGUGAACUGCAACUCAUAAUAUGGUAUCACAUCAACAUAUUUGGCUCCUACAGGGGGCAAGAGCCAAGUCCUGAAUCAGUAAAGGUCAAUUUUUUUCAAACAGUGGUUAAGAUAGGAGGAAGGAUGCAUCUGAAGGAAAUUAAUGUACGUCUUUUUACAUGUUCCACAAGAAGAAGAAGAACUUUAUUGAUCCCCGAAGGGAAAUUCAAUAGUCUGUCGUCUCAUUUGUCAUGUUUCUAAAGGUCAUCUACUAUUUACAGAAGAGUUGUAAAGUCUGAUGGCUGUGGGCACAAAAGAAUUUCAAUUUCAAAUGUAAUCUUAAGAAAUGUGUGUGUGCAUGUGUGUGUGUCAGGUAUAAUGAUGUGCUGCAGCGUUGUAAAGAGCUGGACAGCUGGACUCAGGACCUCUCUCUCCCAAGUGUCGUCUGGCUGUCUGGACUUUUCAACCCUCAGUCCUUUCUCACUGGUAAGUCACUCUGUUGCUUGAUUAAAAUGUCACUCUCCUCUUUGUUUCUGUCUUGUGCCCUCUGCUGCCAACUCUUGAUUUGGCCAUAAAGUUUUUGUUUGUUUAAUCAUACCGUCCCUGGGUUUUUCAGCUGUCAUGCAGUCUCUGGCGCGUAAGAACGAGUGGCCUCUGGAUAAAGUGAACCUGACAGUGGAUGUGACAAAGAAGUUUAAGGAAGAGUUCAACCAGCCUGCCAGGGAGGGUGCUUACGUUUAUGGACUUUACAUGGAAGGUGGAUAAGGCUUUUUUAGUUAUAGGUCAAAAUAUUUGCUCUGUGAAUCUUGUCAUAAAUAUGUCUCCUCUUUCUUUUUAAUGGUAAAAAUCCUCAUUUUUUUAAUCUUCAUAUCCGUCCAUUUAAAGGUGCAAGAUGGGACACUCAGACCGGAGUGAUCACUGAGGCCCGUUUAAAGGAACUGACCCCAGCAAUGCCUGUCAUCUCAGUCCGAGCUGUGCCCAAUGACCGCCAGGAGACCAGGAACAUCUACGAGUGUCCGCUCUACAAGACCAAGAUCAGAGGACCCACAUAUGUCUGGACUUUAAGCCUCAAAACCAGGGAGAGGCCAGCCAAGUGGGUGCUGGCAGGAGUUGCCCUGUUGCUUAGUGUGUGAGAAAGACUGGAAAGAAGUGG